This is a messenger RNA of Colletotrichum acutatum, 1019 nucleotides long. RefSeq lists its product as uncharacterized. The coding region runs from base 295 to 909 and encodes 204 amino acids. The record is from RefSeq and is a predicted model, not a curated record. Lineage: Eukaryota; Fungi; Ascomycota; Sordariomycetes; Glomerellales; Glomerellaceae. The transcript is spliced from 2 exons.
GAUCCAUCGUCCACCCUUUUCAACAUCCCGUAUUCCGCCUGACUUGAAGCAAAGAAACAUCACAUCACUACGAGUACAUGUACCUACCAGAAUACCCCCCAAAGCUCGCUGAUAGACACAAUGGACGGACUCAGCCCUGGCUCUUGGAACGAACCACCAAUCGUUCCACCCCUUUCCAUCAACCGCGAAAAUCAGAGCAAGAGACUACAUAGCCGCGAGGGCAGCCGCGGCAGCGGCAAGAGCCAGCCCUUCUCGGCGUCCUUGGAAAGGCUGCCUUCUCAAUCCACUUAGAGCAUGGGAUCGAUGAGAAAGAAGCAGGCCAUGCUCGUUUCGCGGAUGACGUCGUCUCGGGGGACGCGGAGGUCGAGGGCAUCGACCGAAUCCCGGGGGCCCUUUUCGUCCAAAGAGGACCUGGAUAUCGACGUUGACGAUGUAGAGGACCUGGAGUUGCCGCCGAAUAUCUUGGUGAAUAAUUGGGAUUCUUCGGCACCUUCUUCUGGUUCUGAGCAGCGCCCGCGGCGCCGUAGCAGCAAGAAGCCGAAGAAGAGGGCGGCGAAGAAGGAGCAGAAGAAGAGAGGGUUUCGGGCUAGGCUUCGACGACUCCUCGGCCGGGACGAGAAGAAGAGCAAAGGUAGUCACGAGUCGCCAUACGGCCACGGGCAGACGAGACAAAACAUGCAGAGCGAGGACUCGGGGCUGUCUGAUCAGCAAGAUGCCACGGCAGUGCAGGAUCCUCGACCAACCAAGGCUGACCUAUCUUCAUCGAUAGAGAUUACGCCUCGACCUAGCUGCCGCAAUAUUCUCAGAGACGUUUUCGCCCAACAUCGACCUGAAGCAAAGGAGGAGCCGACCGAUAGACCGAAGGAAGCUGUUAAGCCCGUGGAUGACGGACAUACGACGAAGCAGUGAGCGACUCCUGGUCAACGGCUCAACAUGCCUUGAUGACAGAGAUUGGUAAAUAGCAGCACGAAGCUGUUGGGGGCCUUUGUGGCAACGCCUUUCAAGAAGAUUCCAAGACC